AAUGACGGUGUGCCGUCAGACGGUGGCGCUGCGGGUCAGAGAACACACUGACGUCAAGGUGACUCAAAGUGCCACAAUACAGGGAAGUUACAGGUGGAACAACAGAAAGCUUCUCCUGUCAACGUCGAUCACUCCGCUGUUCUAUAACUUAUUCAGUCGAACACUGUAUUCCCGUUGAGAGGGCAUGUACCCCGUAGACCUUCCAGCUGUGGAUGACACUGACCUGACGUCAGCAUCUGAGCUGUACCUCUCUUCUUUGGAGUCAAGACCUCAUAAUAAUGAGUGGUUUCGAUUAUCACAGACUUCAGAGGUAGCGAUAACAGCAAACAAUGUAAGGCGGUUGCAGCUGUUUGAAGAUGACCAACCCGACUGUACACUGCUGGCACUUUACCCUCCUGAUGAUCCAAAGCAAGUGGUGGCUUUAUACCUGCAUGAGAAGUGGUGGUGUGUGGAUGACGUCUUACGAACGUCCAGCGAGUCCAGAAGUGGCUUGAUUUUGGUGCAGUCGAUUAUGGAAAGGGUGAUUGUGUUCCUGCUCAGUCAGGUAGUGGAGAGGUCCUCACAGGAGGAGGUGUUGUUCUCCCUGCACCCCCGCACAGAGAGCUGCAAACUGCUGUGGAGAGACAGCCAGGCGGUCGGCUUCUACACCAUCAAACACAAAGGCAGUCUGUGUGACGGCUGGAGCAGUCGCUGCUACCUGCUGCCUGCUCUGGACACAGUGCUGGUGAGGAGGAGCUGGAGGAGGAGAGGCUUUGGUCUUCAGAUGCUGGAAGACUUCUGCUCCUCGUUCUCCACAGAGCAGUUUCUGGGAGUCAGCUCUCCGUUAUCACCCAGCAUGGUGGCAGUAUGCAGGAGCUUUCUGCAGCAGCACAAGGAACAUCUGGAGCAUCUAUAUGAGGUGGAGGCUCCAGGGGGCUGGACUCAACGACGAAACAUCUGGCUCAGCAUCCGGCUAGGCCGCUACUCCCUCGGUAUUAAUGAGGAGAGUGGUCCAACAUCAGGAGAAACACAGAGGAAUGAAGGAGAUGACUCCUCUCAGAAGACCUACAGUUGUAGACUGGACCCGGCCUCAUUGAGCACCUGUAAUGUGAACAUUCCACUGGCAACGGGCUCUACUGUUCAACAAAUGAAACCUUGUGAUCCAAACCAAGGAGGAAGCUCCCCAAGCAGCAAGAUCUCUGGAACAGGAUGUAGUCCUGCAGCCUACGCUGAUGAUCUGGACUCUGGACCUCCCACCAGACCACCGCAGUCCCUAAACACAAGACAAGCGCUGAAGCACAAGCAUCGUCUAUCUUCAGAGCCUCAAAGAGACAAGCCAGAGCCAGAGAAAACACAAAGAAGUGCCAAACGAGUUAAAAGGACAUGAGGAUACAGACACAGGCAUUGUGUGCAACAGCAGGAACUGUUUAUACAGAUUAAGUUGAUGCUCUAUCCUCCUAACCUCCGGUGACCUUCGCACUUUAUUUGUGGAGUAAAGUUUACAGACAUUUUUGGAACGAUAUGUUGAUAAAUUGACAGUACAGUACAAUGUGAGUAAUAUCUCAAAGCAUGCAAUAAACGGUUUUACUACAA
This is a messenger RNA of Sebastes umbrosus (honeycomb rockfish), 1572 nucleotides long. It is a transcript of the gene fam169b, whose product is annotated as family with sequence similarity 169 member B. The coding region runs from base 185 to 1366 and encodes 393 amino acids. Lineage: Eukaryota; Metazoa; Chordata; Actinopteri; Perciformes; Sebastidae. The record is from RefSeq and is a predicted model, not a curated record. The transcript is spliced from 9 exons.